Archocentrus centrarchus (flier cichlid) is the source of this 3029-nucleotide messenger RNA. Its product is annotated as band 3 anion exchange protein-like. The transcript is spliced from 16 exons. Gene Ontology annotation, cellular component: plasma membrane; basolateral plasma membrane. Gene Ontology annotation, molecular function: solute:inorganic anion antiporter activity; monoatomic anion transmembrane transporter activity; bicarbonate transmembrane transporter activity. Bases 10 to 2532 code for a protein of 840 amino acids. The record is from RefSeq and is a predicted model, not a curated record. NCBI's taxonomy places the organism in Eukaryota, Metazoa, Chordata, Actinopteri, Cichliformes, Cichlidae. Gene Ontology annotation, biological process: transmembrane transport; monoatomic anion transport; regulation of intracellular pH.
AAGGAUCUAAUGAAGGACGAGAAGCAGCAGGGCUACUGGCAGGAGAAGGGCCGAUGGGUAGGCUACGAGGAGAACUUCGACCCUCAGGCACAGGUGUGGGUGCCCUCGCACAUCUCCUGCCUCACCUUCAGGAGCCUCAUCCAGCUCCGACGCAGCAUGAGCCCAGGAGUGACCAUUUUCAACUGCGAGGAGAAGACCCUGACCACCAUUGCAGAGAAGAUGGUCGGUGAGAUGGUUAACAAGAAGGAGAUCAGGUCAGGGGAUCGGGAAGGAGUGCUGAACGCUCUGCUCCAAAACCGCAGCCAAAGAUCCGACCCAGAAAGCCAAACCUUGACUGAUGGGAUUGACCUGGAAAAGUUUUCAGUCAAGGAAAGAACUGAUGAAUCUGACCAUGUUGAGGCCUGCAUGGUGCUAGUAGGAACCUUGGAAUUUCUGGAGAAGCCCACAGCUGUUUUUGUGCGUCUGAAGGAAGCAGUAGCACUUGACUCAGCACUGGAGGCCCCAGAGCCUGUACGCUUUGUCUUUCUUCUGAUUGGCCCCAGCAGCAGUGACAUGGACUACCAUGAGACUGGCCGUGCUAUGGCAGCACUAAUGGCUAACAAAGUGUUUAACCAGGCAGCACUUCAGGCAAAGAACGCUCGAGAACUGACUGAUGCCAUGGCUGACUUCAUGGACUGCAGCAUCGUGAUCCCACCAACCGAGAUCAAGAAUGAAGCGAUGCUCAGCUCGGUCAUCAGCUUUCAGAAGAAACUGCUGCAGGACAGAUCGCGCUCCUGUGAUCUUCAGCGCCGGGAAUCCAAAGCUCGCAGUGAUUCCAUAAUUUCUGGAACUCCUCCUGAAGAUCCCCUUUCUCGUACGGGUCGGCCAUUUGGUGGGAUGAUUCGAGACAUAAAGAGGCGCUACCAGUACUACAAGAGUGACCUCACCGAUGCUCUAAACGCCCAGGUCCUUGCUGCCAUCAUAUUCAUCUACUUUGCUGCCCUGUCUCCCGCCAUCACAUUUGGAGGACUCCUGGCUUAUAAGGUAGACAACAUGAUGGGUGUUCCAGAGCUCCUCAUUUCUACCAGCAUUCAGGGAAUUAUAUUCUGCUUUGUCGCUGCUCAGCCUGUCCUAGUUAUUGGUUUUUCCGGUCCUUUGUUAGUGUUUGAGGAGGCCUUCUAUGGAUUCUGCAAGUCCCAGGACAUUGAGUAUAUCGUUGGGAGAGUUUGGGUCGGAGCGUGGUUGGUCAUCAUUGUGGUGAUCAUUGUAGCCUUUGAGGGCAGCUUCCUGGUUCGCUUCAUUUCACGAUUCACCCAGGAAAUCUUCUCCAUCCUCAUCUCCCUCAUCUUCAUCUAUGAAACUUUUGCCAAACUUGGGAGGAUCUUCAAGGAACAUCCACUGAUUCUAAAUUACGAUCACGUGAACACGAGCGCUGAAUACCCCUGGCACCCAAAGGUCGAAGAGAUUGUGACAUAUGACAACAGUACCGGCAACAAAACUGUAACUGUCAACGUCAUUAAGCCACCUUACCCCAACACAGCCCUGCUCUCUAUGUGCCUCAUGUUUGGCUGCUUCUUUAUUGCUUACUUCCUGCGUCAGUUCAAGAACGGGACAUUUCUUCCUGGAAAGGUCAGGCGCUUGAUCGGUGACUUUGGUGUUCCUAUUGCCAUUUUCCUCAUGACUCUUGUUGACUACAAUAUUCAGGAUACAUACACACAGAAACUAGUCGUUCCCAGCGGUCUGACAGUGUCCACCCCAGAAAAAAGAGGCUGGUUCAUCAACCCUUUUGGAGAGCACAAGCCCUUCCCUGUGUGGCUGAUGUUUGCUUCCUGCAUCCCAUCCCUGCUUGUCUUUAUUCUCAUCUUUCUGGAGUCUCAGAUCACAACUCUGAUAGUGAGUAAACCUGAGAGGAAGAUGGUCAAAGGCUCCGGAUUUCACUUUGACUUGCUGGUUUUAGUUGGCAUGGGAGGGCUCGGUGCAAUGUUUGGUGUGCCGUGGCUCAGUGCUGCCACUGUACGAUCUGUCACACAUGCCAACGCUCUCACUGUCAUGAGCAAAGGACCAAAACCUGUGAUAGAGAAAGUGAUGGAGCAGAGAAUAAGUGGCAUUGUGGUGGCCUUACUUGUUGGUCUGUCAGUCCUCAUGGAGCCGAUCCUAAAGAUGAUUCCCAUGGCAGCUUUGUUUGGGAUCUUCCUCUAUAUGGGAAUCACGUCAUUAAAUGGUAUUCAGCUGUGGGAUCGCAUGCAGCUUCUUCUCAUCCCAAAGAAAUAUCACCCUGAUGAACCCUAUGCUACCAGAGUAAGCACAGGUCGAAUGCACCUGUACACGGCGAUCCAAAUUGUGUGUCUUGCACUUUUGUGGCUUGUGAAGUCCAGUCAAGUGUCCUUGGCACUUCCCUUCAUUCUCAUUCUCACCAUCCCCCUGCGCAUGUUUAUGACCGGACGUCUCUUCACUCAACUGGAAAUGAAAUGCCUGGACGCUGACGAUGCCAAAGUGACAUUCGAGGAGGAGCCUGGGAAGGAUGUAUACUGUGAAUCUCAGAUGCCAUUGUAGAAUUUUUUUUAAUGAAAGGAUAUUUAGUUUGUAUGUGGCUUAAAUUUUUACCUCUUAGCACAAAAAUGCUUUAAGCAUUUUUUUCAAGAAAAAUUAGAUAUAGGCUCUACCUAUCUAGUGUAGCUAUAGGCAACAGUAAUAAAUUGUAAACAGCUAAACUGUAAACUUCUGUCACUCAGGUAAAUCAUUUGCAUUACUGAACCCAGAAAUAUUCUCAUUUGCAUAUUUUUUACAAAAAGAGAAUAAAUGAUGUAUGUGCAAGAUGUCAAAGAGGCACUGAGAGCUUAAAAACUGAGUGGAAAUUUGUAGCUAUAAAAGCCAUAAGUGUAUUUUUUUUCCAAGCAAUUGCACAACUGAAUGUAGGGAAUGAAGAAACACUUAAAUUAUUUUUUUAAAGAUAAAUUCUGUAUGAAAUAUUAUGUAAUAUACACUGCUCAAAAAAAAAAAAAAUUAAAGGAGCACUUUUUAAUCAGAGUAUAGAUUAAAAAAUCAGUACG